Molecule: messenger RNA, 822 nt
Organism: Medioppia subpectinata
Lineage: Eukaryota; Metazoa; Arthropoda; Arachnida; Sarcoptiformes; Oppiidae
Source: the annotation of a GenBank genome assembly
AUGAAUGAGACGACGAUUGUGGAGAUAAACGCAACGGAAUUUGAUUUAAGCCAAUAUAUGGGACCCGUGAGAGACCCGUUGACAACAGUCAUACCGAUGACGAUAGUGUAUGCGUUGAUUUUGUUGACGGGUGUUGUGGGCAAUGUGUGCACUUGUGUUGUGAUCGCGAACAACAAGUAUAUGCACACCGCCACCAAUUACUAUCUCUUCAGUCUUGCCAUCUCUGACUUACUUCUGCUCAUUCUUGGACUUCCGCAAGAGUUGUAUCUCUUGUGGCAGAAAUAUCCGUAUGUUUUCGGCGAAAGUGUUUGUAUACUAAGAGGAUUCACGUCAGAGAUGUCGACAAAUGCAUCGAUUUUGACAAUAACUGCCUUCACUGUCGAGAGAUAUGUAGCGAUCUGUCACCCCUUGAAGGCGCAUACAAUGUCCCAACUACCUAGGGCAAUCAAAAGCAUAUUGAUCGUAUGGGCUUUGGGGGCCAUUUGCGCAAUUCCAGUGGCCUGGCAGUUUGGCAUUAUAUACGUGCCGUAUAGCGGUCGGCAACUCUACGAUUCCGCUCAAUGCACUGUCAAACAAGUCAUUUUCAAGUAUGGCUUUGAAAUCGCGACACUUGUGUUCUUCAUUAUCCCGAUUACUGUGAUAUCAGUUUUAUAUGUUUUAAUUGGUGUUCAUCUGCACCGAAGUUCGCGUCAGAUUAGGAGCGGUUCAAAGGAGUUGUCGGUCUCCGAGACCAACGCCGGCGUUGACUAUCAGAGACAUAACUCCACAUCCAGUGCUCAACACAAACAAAACGCUUCCAGACGUUCGGUCAUUAAAAUGUUG